CUGUGUCAGGAAACCUAUGACAUUCAAGAAAGAAUUUCCCAUCAAGGACCAAUCCAACAUGAAGCUGAUCAAUAUAGAUGGCGGCGAUAAUUUGGUCAUAGGAUCAAAACCAACUCAAACUGUAGCACAGCCUAACAGUAGUUAUAUAUGUACCAAGUUUGGAUAUGAUCAGAUAUCGUACGAGAAAAGCAAUCACAAAACAGUUGUGAAAAAAGCAGGGAUAGAUGAUGACAGUUAUUUUGUGCUAAUAACUAGAGCUGUUUGGCUGUGUAAGGAAGAUGUUGUAAUAGAAGAAACAUCACAGCUGUCACAUUUCGUGAGAGUCGAGAACGAUCUGAUUAGCAUCAAGCCAAUUGCCGCCGUCGAAUUCUACGAUGGUGUAUUCGUGAGUGCCACCAGAUACGUUGGCCAGAGAUAUGCUGUCAAAAUAAAAGAAAUAAAGUAUUUACAGUCUACUUCCACAGAUCUAAACAAAUAUGAAACAGCUCCAAUGAAUGUUGUCCAGUAUGAUGGGUUGAUAGCAUUUGAAAAAGCUCUGUUUCCCCCAUAUCAACCGGGUCUUCCACGCAAACUGCUGCACUAUGAUUUCAAACCCGUGCCAAAAAAAUACGAUGGUAAAUGCAGGUAUGAUAUACCUAAAAGAGGAGAAGCUAAGGAUUUCAACCUACAUAACAACUCUGGUCGAGCGUUUGCGAUUGGUACUCAGCAAAAAGAAGAAUUAAUAUUCCCGCCAUCUGACUACUCUCCCUGCCCCAAAUGUUUCACAAUCAAUCCUGGCACACCCUACCAUAGUUUAUACAGAACUGAAGUCAUUGAAAUUGUAGACAGUGGAUUCGAGGCAAUUAUGAACGAUGAGGAAUUUUCGAAAGUGUUUGUCAUAGCAUCUAGGACAGUGCAUGUCUGUUACCUCCCAAAUUCCUCUGUCAUAUGGUAUCCUACACUGGGCUGGAAGUAG
Nilaparvata lugens (brown planthopper) is the source of this 955-nucleotide messenger RNA. RefSeq lists its product as uncharacterized. The record is from RefSeq and is a predicted model, not a curated record. Lineage: Eukaryota; Metazoa; Arthropoda; Insecta; Hemiptera; Delphacidae. The transcript has 7 exons. The annotation marks the transcript as partial.